Amaranthus tricolor (Joseph's coat) is the source of this 2068-nucleotide messenger RNA. Its product is annotated as ethylene-response factor C3. Lineage: Eukaryota; Viridiplantae; Streptophyta; Magnoliopsida; Caryophyllales; Amaranthaceae. The transcript has a single exon. The record is from RefSeq and is a predicted model, not a curated record. Gene Ontology annotation, molecular function: DNA-binding transcription factor activity; DNA binding. The coding region runs from base 45 to 770 and encodes 241 amino acids. Gene Ontology annotation, biological process: ethylene-activated signaling pathway; regulation of DNA-templated transcription.
AAAUUUUCAUUUAAAUAUUUUUCUUUUAACUUCCUAACACCAAUAUGAAUACUUCCUUCUAUUCAUGUAUGUCAUUAUACGAACCUCAAAACUACUGCUCCUACUACCACCACCCUCAAAUGACUCCAGUGGAGUCGGAAUCCUCCUUCUCCCCUGGAUCAUUAAACGAGUUACCUCAACUUCCGUUUAAUAUAAACGAUUCUGAUGAGAUAGCUCUUUUUAACAUGUUAUCUGAACAAAAUAUGUAUACGGAAAGCAGGGUCAAAACAGACCCUGCUUCCCCUGCAUCAACUAACUCUUCUUCAACGUCCGAAAAUACAGACAGUGGUAAGAAGAGUUAUAGAGGGGUGAGGAGACGGCCGUGGGGGAAGUAUGCCGCGGAAAUCCGCGACUCAACUCGAAAUGGCGUUCGAGUUUGGCUCGGAACUUUUGAUAGUCCCGAAGCCGCCGCCUUAGCUUAUGAUCAGGCGGCGUUUGCGAUGAGGGGGCCCACGGCUGUGCUUAACUUCCCUGUAGAAGUUGUAAGGGAAUCAUUAAAGGAUAUGAAGAGGGAAAAUGGAGAAGAAGAAGACGAGGAUGGAGUUUGUUCUGAUUCCCCUGUAAUUGCAUUGAAAAAGAAGCAUUUGAUGAGGAAGAAAUCAAUGGGUGUAAAUGGUAAAAAGAGGGAAAGAAAAGAAAAGAAUGAAGGUUCUUCUUCUUCUUCAACAAUGGUGGUUUUUGAAGAUUUAGGUAAUGAUUAUUUGGAACAAUUAUUAUUAAGUUGUUCUUGAUGGAAGAAAAGGAAAAACAGAGUACCUCUGUUUUGAAAACAGGGGAUAAACAGAGUUUCAAUUAUGGAUACUCUAUUCCUUUAUUCUUUAAAAACAGGGGAAUGGGGGACAAACAGGGGAAUGAUUGAUGAUAAAUAGUAUUAUUGAAUUUUAGAUUAAUUUUAAAGUAAAGAUAAUUUAUUAAUAUACUCAUUAUUAUUUUAAAUCUUAAUAUAAAACACAGAUUAUAACUUUUUUGUAAAUAUGGAGGGAAAACAAAGAUGUGUAAUGGUGUAAGGUGUAAGGUGUAAGGGGUGCUUUAUUCAAUAAUGUAAUUGUAGGUUUUUAGUGGCUUCAUCCAUUAAAUUACUUAUUUUUUAGAUAAAGAAUUAUGCACUUUUAAUUUUUAAAUUUUGUUCCAUAAGGAUGUUUAUGGGAAUUAAAAAUUUGAGAUUUUUGUGAUUGGAAUAGUGAUAAAAUAGAUAGUAAAAAUAUUAUAUUGAUGUUUGAUUUCUGGUUUAACACUAAUUUUGGGUUUUUAUUUUCUGUGUUAUAUCAUUCAAUAAUGAGGAUGAAUAUAUAUACAGGAGUACUACUUAGGUUUUCUUAAAAUAACUGCUAUAUUAAAUAACUGCUAUACAAGUAACUGCUAUAUAAAAUACAUACUUGUUAUAAUCUAGCAAUGUUAAUUAUAAAUGGAGAACAUGUAGAAAUCACAUAAAUAUAAUAAAAUGAAAAUUGAUUAAAUAAAUGUAUGAUUUCUUGUGGAUUAAUAUUUUAUAAUCGAUCGCUUUCUUUUUGUUUGCCCACUUUAAAUAAAUGAGAUUUCAUAUCUCUAAUCCGCACCAUAAAUGAAAAAUUGUAAAAAUUAUAUAUUAAAAAAUUUUCAUCAAGACGAAUCUAAUAAGAUCCCACGUGAAUUAUUUGAUCACCAAUAUAUACUUCAAAAAUCUAUUUAAAUUUCUCUCUUCUAAAAUGAAAAAACAUAAAGUAAACAAACAAAAAACACAUAUAGAAUAUUGAUUUUAAUUGUAACUGGAAAACAUAUAAGAACUAGAAGAAUAAGAAAAUGAGAUUUCAAAAACUGUAAGAACAUUAUUUUAAGAUAAGGGUUAAUUAAAACAAUUGGAUGCAAAUAUAAAAAUAUAUUACAAGAAUAAUAAUAAUAAAUAGAAUAGUUUAAAAUGUCAAAUGAGAACAUUAUUUAGAAAGUAGUAACAGAAGGUGUAUGAAUUAUUUUUUGACGAGAUAUAAAUGAGGUGCCAAAAUAUUUCCAAAUUCCAAGUAAAAUGUAAAUAUUUUAUUAUGUUUUGAUUCCU